GGCAUUUAGAAUUUGCAUUCUCGAGUAUUUUUGAUUACAUUUAUAUACAAAAAUAUCAACAAAUUUUGAGUGUUCGUUCAUUUCGAAUUGGUGCUUGGUGAAUUGAACAUGUUUUGUAUUUUCGUGUAUUGAAGAAGUUGAUCUGUCGGGCUGAAUCGAAAAAGGAAUUAUGACUUUAACCAACAUGGAUUCGUUGCCAGACGAAGUUUUGGAGUUCAUUUUAUCCCUUUUGCCCCCUUACAAGGACCUCCACGAUUGCAUGUCGGUGAACAAGCGGUGGAGGCGGUGCGUUUUAAACGUGGCCAAACAAAAACAACGGAAUUUAUACCGAGCGAUCAACGAGUUCGACGUGAGAUGGGAGCGCAUCAGCCCCAUAGAAAUGGCCCCGACGAUAUCGAAGCGCUACUCGCACGCCGCCGUCGUCUACGACAAUUCCAUGUUCGUCUUCGGCGGCUGCACCUGCGCCAUGACCACCUUCAACGAUCUCUGGCGCCUCGAUUUGUCCAAACGACAGUGGAUUCGCCCGCUCGCCAUGGGCACCUACCCCUCACCCAAAGCCUGCAGCUCGAUGGUGCGGUUCAAUCACACUCUAGUGCUGUUCGGGGGCUGGACGUACCCGCCCUCGUAUCCGCUCUACCAGAGCUGGCAUCUGUUCAACGAGCUGCACGUGUACGAUAUCAUUUCGAACAGAUGGACUUUGAUACCGACUGAGAAUACUCCUCCACCGGUUGCGGGGCAUUCGGUGUCGGUUGUAAACGAUGAUAUGAUUAUAUUCGGGGGGUUGCAGAAGCCCUGCAACGCGGUGCAUUGCGAGAAGAGCAGCGAUAUUUGGAGGUUGAAUCUGAACACGUGGACGUGGCACAAGCAAGAGGUCGAAAAUGGGCCGAAACCUGUGGGUAGGUUCGGGCAAACCCAGGUGGUGAUAGAUUCGAAGAAUUUGCUCAUUUUGGGCGGUUCGGGCGAGCCGAACUAUCACUAUUGCGACGCGUGGAUACUAAACAUGGAAGGCGAGUUGUGGACUUGGAAGAAAGUGGAAAUACUGGAUAAAAAUAACGAACCUUUGAACAUUUGGAGCAGUCCCGGAUGCAAAAUCGACGAUAAAAUAGUGGUAUUGAAUAGGAUAAAAGAAACCAAAAAGUACCCGAUAGCCUCGUAUUAUCCGAAAACGACGUGGAAUUUAGAAAGCGCCCGAACGGCCCCCGAAGACAGCCGAUUAUCGCGAAUAGAUCUGGCCAAUCGACCGACUGAUAAAGACGAAAACGUCAACGGCAAACGAGGCACUUUGAGGAACCCGAGAAGAGACAUCGACGAAGAAUCGGUCGUAACGAACAACGUAAAAGUACACACCCUUCCCGGUUCCUCGACGUUAAAUAUGGCGGCGUUCAACGGACCGGCCGAGAGGAAGAUCGAAACGACGGAGAGGAUUCGCGAAAAACGUUUGGCGAAUCUGUUGAAAGUCGAAGAGAACCUGACGAAGGGGGCGUACAAGCGGGAGAAGAAGACUCACUAUUUAGGCGUGUACGUGUUGGAUAUAUCGAGGGUGCUGGAAGAUCCGCCGGUGGCCGUUUGGUUGCAGCCGAAGAACUUGAAAAACGGUCCCGAAGAGACUAUUCUCUAUACGUUGGUGAAAGGGAAAUCGGAGCUCGUCAUGUUCGGCGGGAUACAAAAGGACGCGCAUUUGAUAGGACUGUCGAAGAAUUUGAGUAGUCAAAUUUCUAAUAGUUUGCAUUUUAUAACGGCGCCGAGUUAUGUCAUUUAGAUAUUUGAAAUUUUUAUGGUUUUAAAUUAGGAUAAACGAUUCGAGGUGGUGAAAUUUGGAAAAUUAUAAUAAGUUUGAUACGAAACUGUUGUUGCAUUUCAUUAUUGUCUCAAAGUAUACGAUGAUGUUUUACGGAACCAUAUUCGAGCAAGUAGAAUUAUAAUUGUACGAUUUGUUUUUAAAUGUUGCCAUUUGUUCAAUUCAUAAAUUUAUACGAACGUCUCACGUAUUUUGUUUUGCUAUCCCAAACCCGUAAAUGUAUACUGUAGAUCUCCG
Messenger RNA from Phyllotreta striolata, 2035 nucleotides. The record is from the annotation of a GenBank genome assembly. Lineage: Eukaryota; Metazoa; Arthropoda; Insecta; Coleoptera; Chrysomelidae.